Moneuplotes crassus is the source of this 509-nucleotide messenger RNA. The record is from the annotation of a GenBank genome assembly. Lineage: Eukaryota; Ciliophora; Spirotrichea; Euplotida; Euplotidae.
AUUGUUUUAUAAUUGACCGAAUAAUAAUGGAAGAGCCUAGGACCGAAAAAGAGAAAUGACUCAAAAUGACAAAGGAAGAGAAGUUACUCAGAGAUCAGAUUUAUGACAUCAUCGCAACAAUAAAGGAUCCAGAAAAGCCAUAUACCUUGGAAGAGCUGGAUGUAGUACAAGAGGACUUAAUUACAGUCAGGAAGGAUGAUGAUCUUGGUUACAUCCAUGUGAUGAUUAAGUGGAUACCCACUGUGCCACACUGACACUUGGCCCUAACAAUCGCUCUCUGCAUGAGGGCUAAAAUUGAGCAAGAGCUUGCGAUUCCCAACCUCAAAAUUGAUAUCAUUGUUGAAAAAGAUAAACACCAACUUAAGAAAGAGAUCGAUAAGCAAGUCAAUGACAAGGAAAGGUACUCAGCCGCCCUUGAAAAGGAAGAGGUAAUGGCAGUGAUUGAAGAGCUCAUAGAUGAUGACUAUUAAGAGACUCCCUACAUUCUAGAAAGAGAGUUCGACUCUAGU